AUGUUUCAACUAUUUGCAGAAUUAGGAAGGAAGUUUCUAUUUAGUGAUAAGUCGAGUGAUAAAAAAAGCAGUAAUAAUUUUUUAAAUAGAAAAAAGUAUAGUACAGACAUUACAAUUUCUAACUCACAUAGACUAUAUGGCAAUCAAAAUGAUUUUAGUAAUAGUAAAGGAAGUAAAUUGAGAUCAUUACUUAGAUCUCUUAUGAAUAGAAAAAAUGAAAACAAAAAUAAUAUAGAUUUAGAGUCAAAAUUUAUUUUUAACAAACUUCUUACCGAAUCUUUGGAAUCAAAAAAUCAAUUUAAAAAUGAUAACAUUGUACCAUCAACUGAAACCAAAAAUAUUGAGGAAAUUACAAUUUCUUCUGGUGAGUCAUCUCCAAUUGUAGCAUCAGAAACAAGUGGAAGAACAAUUUCUAUAAAAGAAACAUCAUCAGAAGUUGAAACAAUAACAAUAUCCUCAAAAGAAAUAUCACCAAGUCUUUCUACAAAUAGGCGUUUAAAGUUUGAUUCAUAUGAUAAUUUUUCACUCAGGUCUCGUGCAUUAGAAAGAUUGGAGUCAUUAGAUAAUGAUGUUAAGAGACUUCUUGAAUAUUCAUCAGCUAACAAAAAAGCCACUCGACCUAAGUCAUCAAAACAUGAAGAUGUAAUUGUUAUUUCACCUCAUUAUGAACAUAGUUUUGGGUAUGAUGAAAAUUCACAAAUAUCAACACCAAAAACAUCAUCUGUUGGUUCUCGUAAAAGAGUUUAUAGUUUUGUUGAAGAUGAAAAAAGGAUUGAAUAUAGUAAAAGAAUAAAAUCACUAGAAAAAGAGGUAGAUAACCAAGUUUUUGAUUUUGAACAAACUCUUAAUUUCCAUGAUAUAAUUGUUCCAAGGAAGAAUUUCGUAGAUUUAAGAAUUACGGGUUCUGAUUAUAAGAAAUUGCCAGCGGAUAUAGAUGAUGUCUUGAAUAAAAUUGAGUGUGCCGGUAGCAAUGAUGUGUUAUCAGAAGGAUUUUCAAUGUCAAUAACUAAAAGUGACAUUCAACAUUUAAAUGAUAAGACCUGGUUAAAUGAUAAUAUAAUUAACUUCUAUUUAGAAUUAAUAAUGGAAAGGUCGAGAAAUUCUUUAAAAUACCCAAAAGUUUUUGCCUUUAACACGUUUUUCUUUGUUAAUAUUGUUAAUCCACAGAGGGGAUAUAAAAUGGUUAGAAGAUGGACACGAAAAGUUGACAUCUUUCAAAUGGAAUAUAUUUUUGUUCCGAUAAAUUUAGAUAAUCUACAUUGGUGUAUGACUAUUAUUAAUAUACCAAAGAAAGAGAUUCGUUAUUGUGAUUCAAUGAGAAGAGAAAAUGUAUCAGCAUUAGAAGCUAUAAAAAGUUAUAUUAAAAAUGAAGCAGCUGAUAAAUUAAAGAUAGACAUAAAUCUUGAUGAAUGGGCGGCUGUUCAUGCCCAGGAUGUACCACAACAGAAAAACGGUUUUGACUGUGGGGUUUUUGCGUGUAUGUUUGCUGAAUAUCAAUCACGUGGAAGAGAUUUUGAAUUUACACAAAAUGACAUGCCAUUUUUUCGUCAACAAAUGAAAUAUGAAAUAAUAACAAAGGACAUGAAAAAAAAAAGUAUGGUUGUUGAAGAGUUAGAAAUUAAUCAUUUUAAAGAUGGAGUAAUAGAUUUAAUGGCCGGAACGAUGGGUGGGAUUGCUAAUGUUUACUCGGGGCAACCAUUAGAUACAGUUAAAGUAAAAAUGCAAACAUUUCCAAAAUUGUACAUUGAUUGGAAAAAAUGUUUUAGGGAUACAUAUAAAAGUAGUGGAAUUAGGGGAUUAUAUGCUGGUACAGUACCUGCAUUAGUAGCUAAUGUAUCAGAAAAUGCUGUAUUAUUUACAGCAUAUGGUUAUUGUCAAAAAAUAGUUGCAAAAAUAACAAAUAAACAGGAUGUUUGUUCUUUAACACCUAUUGAAAAUGCUAGUUCUGGUGCUUUGGCAGCAGUAUUUGCCGCUAUGGCAUUAUGUCCUACUGAACUUGUUAAGUGUCGAUUACAAGCUGCUAAAGAAAUGAAACCAAAUAUUAAAAGAACAACAUUAUCUGUAUGUAAAGAUGUGUGGAAAGAAAGUGGUUUUAAGGGCUUUUUUAUUGGACUAACACCAACCUUGGCACGCGAAGUCCCUGGCUAUUUUGCAUUUUUUGGUGCUUAUGAAACUUGUAGAUAUAUGAUAACAAAAGAAGGACAAUCUAAAGAUGAUAUAGGUAUUGCUUAUACUGCUUUAUCAGGUUCUAUGGCUGGUGUAACACUUUGGUGUCUAGUAUUUCCAUUUGAUGUUAUAAAAAGUAGGAUGCAAGUACAAGGAAAUAAUUCAUUUGUAGAAACAUUAAAAGAUACCCUUAAAAAUUAUGGACCAGCAGGUCUCUAUAAAGGACUCCUUCCGACAAUAAUUAGAUCAUUUUCAGCUAGCGGUUGUCUUUUUAUAACUUACGAGUACACAAAAAAAUUUUUAAACAUUGUUUGGUAG
Molecule: messenger RNA, 2484 nt
Organism: Strongyloides ratti
Lineage: Eukaryota; Metazoa; Nematoda; Chromadorea; Rhabditida; Strongyloididae
Product: Peptidase C48, SUMO/Sentrin/Ubl1 family and Mitochondrial substrate/solute carrier repeat and Mitochondrial carrier domain-containing protein
Exons: 6
Coding region: 1-2484 (827 amino acids)
Biological process (GO): mitochondrial L-ornithine transmembrane transport; proteolysis
Molecular function (GO): cysteine-type peptidase activity; L-ornithine transmembrane transporter activity
Source: RefSeq, a predicted model, not a curated record